Molecule: messenger RNA, 1424 nt
Organism: Raphanus sativus (radish)
Lineage: Eukaryota; Viridiplantae; Streptophyta; Magnoliopsida; Brassicales; Brassicaceae
Product: acetylglutamate kinase, chloroplastic-like
Exons: 1
Coding region: 153-1178 (341 amino acids)
Biological process (GO): L-arginine biosynthetic process
Cellular component (GO): chloroplast thylakoid; cytoplasm
Molecular function (GO): arginine binding; acetylglutamate kinase activity; ATP binding
Source: RefSeq, a predicted model, not a curated record
CGUCGUUUCUAGCUAUGCUUUAAGACGUCGGAAGUGUCCGAAGCUAAAGUCCACGUGGGCUAUAAUUAGUGGUUCAUAUAGAGUGAACUACGAAACUCUCUCGCUUCAGUAAUCGCCGCCGCGGCCUCCUCUGGUACGAUUCACUCAGAGAUAUGGCCACCGUCACAUCCAACACACCGCCUAAAUCCUUCUCCCUCUCCAUCUCCAACCCUCUCAAACCCCUAACCCCCAAAUCUCCAUCCCUCCGCUUUCCACCUCGCAACAGCCAUCACCACCACCGUUUAUCCAUAAACGCCGCCGUAUCACCACCGCCUCCAAACUCACCUUCACCGGACUACAGAUUCGAGAUCCUCUCCGAGUCCCUACCCUUCAUCCAAAAAUUCCGAGGCAAAACCAUCGUCGUCAAAUACGGCGGCGCGGCCAUGACCUCCCCGGAGCUCAAAGCCUCCGUCGUGAGCGACCUCGUCCUCCUCGCGUGCGUCGGCCUCCGCCCCAUCCUCGUCCACGGCGGAGGUCCCGACAUCAACCGCUACCUCAAACAGCUCAACAUCCCGGCCGAGUUCCGCGACGGGCUCCGCGUCACCGACGCCACCACGAUGGAGAUCGUCUCCAUGGUCCUCGUCGGAAAAGUGAACAAGAAUCUCGUUUCUCUGAUCAACGCCGCCGGAGCCACCGCGGUGGGGCUGUCGGGACACGACGGUCGUCUCCUCACCGCGCGGCCGGUUCCUAACUCGGAUCAGUUGGGGUUUGUCGGAGAAGUCGCGAGGGUUGACCCGAGCGUGCUGCGUCCGCUCGUUGGCUCCGGUUACAUUCCGGUGAUUGCCUCCGUGGCUGCUGAUGAAGCUGGUCAGGCUUAUAACAUCAAUGCGGACACCGUGGCGGGGGAGCUCGCGGCGGCGCUGGGAGCUGAGAAGCUGAUUCUGUUGACGGAUGUGGCGGGGAUAUUGGAGGAUAGAGAGGAUGUGGGGAGCUUGGUGAAGGAGAUUGAUAUAAAGGGAGUGAAGAAGAUGAUUGAAGAUGGGAAAGUUGGUGGUGGGAUGAUUCCUAAGGUGAAGUGUUGUAUAAGGUCUCUUGCACAGGGAGUGAAGACAGCUAGUAUUAUUGAUGGGAGGAGACAGCAUUCUCUGCUUCAUGAGAUUAUGUCUGAUGAAGGAGCUGGUACUAUGAUUACUGGGUGAUCCAAAAUCAAGUGAGAAUGCCCAUGAUUGUCUUAUGAGACUCUAAACAUUUUGUUGGCAGCUCUUGUGGUUCUAUGAUUAUGUCUUUAAAGUUUACGUUUUGGGAUAGAGAAAGCUAUCAUGAGUCUUAGAAAACAUUUUUGUUGGCAGCUCUUUUGGUUGUAUGAUUUUUCUUAGUCUUGAAAGUUUACGUUUUUGGAUACAAUAAGUUGUUCUGUUGCUUAGCUAUGUUACUGUUUAUAGAUU